Phragmites australis (common reed) is the source of this 2624-nucleotide messenger RNA. RefSeq names its product pentatricopeptide repeat-containing protein At3g24000, mitochondrial. The coding region runs from base 66 to 1952 and encodes 628 amino acids. The transcript is spliced from 2 exons. Lineage: Eukaryota; Viridiplantae; Streptophyta; Magnoliopsida; Poales; Poaceae. Gene Ontology annotation, biological process: RNA modification. Gene Ontology annotation, molecular function: protein binding; RNA binding; zinc ion binding. The record is from RefSeq and is a predicted model, not a curated record.
CCCAGUUCGCUGUGAGCGUCGCCUUCUCGGAGGCAAAACGUCGAACACCAACCGCCGCCACCGCCAUGAGAAAGCACCACAAGCUUCUCUUAAACCACUUUCUCCGUCGCCGAGCCACCAGGCCCUACACCUCGGCCGCCCACCUCGCCACCACCCCCGCGGCGGCCGCCGCCGCCUCCGGCCUCGACGCUCUCGAUCUCCUGGACGCGGGGGAGCUCGCGCCGACCCCGCGCCUCUACCACUCCCUCAUCACCGCCUGCGCGCAAACAAGGAGCCUCGACGAUGCAAAGACGAUCCACGCGCACCUGGCCGGCUCCCGGCUCGCGGGCGACGCCUUCCUCUGCAACUCGCUCAUCCACCUGUACUGCAAGUGCGGCGCCGUCUCGGACGCGCGAAGGGUGUUCGACGAGAUGCUGAACCGAGACAUGGUCUCUUGGACCUCGCUCAUUGCCGGGUACGCGCAGAACGACAUGUCGGUCGAGGCAGUUGGGCUGCUCCCCGGCAUGCUGAGGGCGCGGUUUAAGCCCAACGGGUUCACGUUUGCCAGCCUCCUCAAGGCGGCCGGUGCCUGUGCUGGCCGUGGCAUCGGGGAACAAAUACACGCGCUCUCGGUGAAGUGUAACUGGGAUGAGGAUGUCUAUGUUGGCAGUGCACUUCUUGACAUGUAUGCGCGGUGUGGGCAGAUGGACAUGGCCAUUGCGGUGUUUGACCGGCUUGACUCGAAGAAUGGGGUUUCUUGGAACGUGCUGAUUGCUGGGUUCGCGAGGAAGGGUGAUGGAGAAACAACGUUGAUGACGUUUGCAGAGAUGCAGAGGAAUGGGUUUGAGGCGACACAUUUUACGUACUCGAGCGUGUUCUCUGCGAUUGCUGGUAUAGGUGUUCUUGAGCAAGGGAAGUGGGUGCAUGCUCAUAUGAUUAAGUCUGGGCAGAAGUUAACUGCGUUCGUGGGCAACACGAUGCUUGACAUGUAUGCAAAGUCUGGGAGCAUGGUCGAUGCAAGAAAGGUGUUUGAUCGUAUGGAUAAGAAGGAUCUAGUUACUUGGAACACAAUGCUCACUGCAUUUGCACAAUAUGGAAUUGGAAAGGAAGCGGUUGCUCAUUUUGAGGAGAUGAGGAAAUGUGGCAUUCCCCUUAAUCAGAUCAGCUUCCUUUCCAUCUUGACAGCUUGUAGCCAUGGAGGCCUGGUGAAGGAAGGCAAGCACUACUUUGACAUGAUGAAGGACUACAAUGUGGAGCCUGAGAUUGAUCACUAUGUUACAUUUGUUGAUCUUCUUGGCCGAGCCGGUUUGCUGAAGGGAGCUCUGAUCUUUGUCUUUAAAAUGCCCAUGCAACCAACAGCUGCUGUUUGGGGAGCCUUGCUUGGGGCUUGCAGAAUGCAUAAGAAUGCUAAAAUAGGGCAAUUUGCUGCUGAUCAUGUCUUUGAACUUGACCCAGAUGAUACUGGUCCACCUGUGCUGUUGUAUAACAUAUAUGCUUCCACAGGGCAAUGGGAUGCUGCUGCUAGAGUGAGGAAGAUGAUGAAGGCAACAGGUGUAAAGAAGGAGCCUGCUUGCAGUUGGGUUGAGAUAGAGAAUUCAGUGCACAUGUUUGUGGCGAAUGACGAUACACAUCCGAGUGCAGGAGAGAUAUACAGGAUGUGGGAUAAGAUAAACAUCAAGAUUAGGAAAGCAGGAUAUGUCCCUAAUACGGAUUAUGUGCUUCUGCACGUUGAUGAACAAGAGAGGGAGGUAAAGUUGCAGUACCAUAGCGAGAAAAUUGCACUUGCAUUUGCACUGAUCAACACACCUGCUGGGGCAAUGAUUCGGAUCAUGAAGAAUAUUAGGAUAUGUGGGGAUUGCCACUCUGCUUUCAAAUAUGUCUCUAAUGUCUUCGAAAGGGAGAUUGUUGUGAGGGACACUAAUAGAUUCCACCAUUUCAGCAAUGGUUCUUGUUCUUGUGGAGAUUACUGGUGAUUAUGAUGAUCUUGAGUAUUUGUGAGUUCAGAAGGACACAGGCUAUCCAUUGUGCUUGUAGGGUCAUGGGUUCAUGCAGUUACAGCGAGGAGGCCUACAUGAUGAACCCAUGUAUUCUUGCCUGAAAUAUUCUUGUUGAUUGAGGAAGUCGUGUACUGCAGCACACAAAGAGGAUUCUUUUGGAAGUGAUUCCAGCAGACAUGGAUUUUCAUUCUUUUAUUCAGUUACUGAAUUCUUUCAAGUUGCAAAAGUCAGGUUAUUGUCUAUAUGUACCUGACUGGCUUAUUGGUUCCUGUGAGGAACAUGGAAAUGCAUCCAACAUUCCAGCGGUGCAGUCUCUGAACUCUGAUUCUCUGAUUGGAAACACACUUGGGUUGGCUUUCUUUCAGGUUAUAUUGAGAAACAUCCAUCAUCCAUGGCUUUUUAUGAGGGCUUUAGCCUAUUAGGGUCAAGCUUGCCAAGCUGAGUUGUCAUUGGCACUUACGAUUGAUGACAGCUCUGGUUAAGUCACCAGCAUGUCGGGCAAGUGCUCUGGUCAAAUCAGCUCUUUCACUCUAGGGGUAUGAUGCUUCAAACAAUCACAAUCAUCCCUUUGUAAUCCUAUGGAUGAGAUCAGCAAUAUUUUUUGAAAGGACAGUACCAGUGAUGCCGAUAUUAUUAUAGAAGAAGAGA